Messenger RNA from Homalodisca vitripennis (glassy-winged sharpshooter), 692 nucleotides. It is a transcript of the gene Polr2D, whose product is annotated as DNA-directed RNA polymerase II subunit Rpb4. NCBI's taxonomy places the organism in Eukaryota, Metazoa, Arthropoda, Insecta, Hemiptera, Cicadellidae. Gene Ontology annotation, biological process: transcription initiation at RNA polymerase II promoter; positive regulation of translational initiation; nuclear-transcribed mRNA catabolic process, deadenylation-dependent decay. The coding region runs from base 203 to 619 and encodes 138 amino acids. Gene Ontology annotation, molecular function: translation initiation factor binding; nucleotide binding. The transcript has 5 exons. Gene Ontology annotation, cellular component: RNA polymerase II, core complex; P-body. The record is from RefSeq and is a predicted model, not a curated record.
GGAGCGUUUGUGUACUACAGUGCAGUGUUGACAUGACAUCACCUCCAUAACCAAAGAGGGGAUUACUUCUGCUUUUUUAGCUUUUAAAUUUAAUUAACCUCAAUAUCAAGUUUGGAUUUUGUUAAGAAAAUCUUUGAUAUUUGGAAAGCCGGUUCUAUUAUUGCCAAAAUUGUUGUUUAUUGAGACACCUUUAUCUAGAAAUAUGGCUGCUGGAAGCAUUGACCUAUUAGAUGAAGAUGCUGCUGACUUGCAAUUUCCGAAAGAAUUUGAAAAUGCGGAGACUUUGCUCAUCUCUGAAGUCCACAUGCUGCUGGAACAUCGCAAGGCGCAAAAUGAAAGUGCUGAGGAAGAACAAGAGUUUUCUGAUGUAUUCAUGAAGACUUUAACAUAUACAGAUAGAUUUCGCAAGUUUAAAAACAAAGAGAUCAUUGCUUCUGUUCGAAACUUAUUAACCCAGAAGAAAUUACACAAAUUUGAACUGGCUUCCAUAGCAAAUCUGUGUCCAGAAACACCUGAGGAGGCAAAAGCCCUAAUUCCAAGUUUGGAGGGCAGAUUUGAAGAUGAAGAGUUACGACAAAUCCUGGAAGACAUUCAAACAAAGAGAAGUUUACAAUACUAAGUGUUUAAUCAAAAUUGUACCAAUAAGAUUAUUUAUGUUUUAGCUGUGAUUAUAAUAAAUUCUUUCUUACAAA